CCUCUCACUGAUACCAGCCCAGAGACAGAAAUACCACCACUGGCCCCAGAGGUGAAUCUGUUCCCUGCGUGCCAGACUGUGGCGCUCUGAGAAAUACCAGCCUUGCGAAUGUGCGGCCCGGGCUACAGGCAGACCAGGAAGAGGGCAGUUUGGGGUGAUCCCUGCAGAGUGGGGUAAUCCUUCUUUCCACUUAAUAUCCCCCGCAAAGGCUUUUCCUAGGAUUAACCAUUCGGCUCAGUUUGCGCAUAGUCGUUGUAUGACUGGAUUCCUGCAUGCAACUGCUGCUGCUUGGACUGAAAGGUUGUAUUCAAGAUGGAAAACAAUAUCUAUAUGGUGCCACGUGGAUUAAGGACUGCCACAGUUGCACCUGCGGAGAGGAGGGAAUAAGCUGCUGCUCCACCUUUUCUCGUCCUGCUGGCUUUGACGAAAAGAAAUGUAAACUCAUCUUCCAUGAGGAGUCCUGCAGCUACUCGGUGGUGGAGAAGGACAACCCCUCUAAAACUUGUCCGUUCACGGAAAUGGUGGGUUGAGGAAUACCCUCCUUGGAAGAACCUCCCUUCCAGGUUUAAGUCACUCAUGGAAUAAUUCCUUUCUUGGAUCCUAGUAAUUGUAGAUGCUGUUUUAAGAUUUGCCACCAGCAUGCUGUACUUUCCCUAUCAACUGUGUAACCUUCUUUAUUCUUGCAUUUUGGAGAUCAGUGUUGUUUCUAUAUAAUUCUAGGUCUGUCAUGGUAACUGAAUUCUGCCCAGAGAUCUUGGCUGAUGAAUGAUUAAAUAAAACAGCCAGGUAA
Messenger RNA from Chrysemys picta bellii (western painted turtle), 790 nucleotides. The record is from RefSeq and is a predicted model, not a curated record. NCBI's taxonomy places the organism in Eukaryota, Metazoa, Chordata, Testudines, Emydidae.